This is a messenger RNA of Mandrillus leucophaeus (drill), 5792 nucleotides long. It is a transcript of the gene CDK5RAP2, whose product is annotated as CDK5 regulatory subunit associated protein 2. Lineage: Eukaryota; Metazoa; Chordata; Mammalia; Primates; Cercopithecidae. The transcript is spliced from 35 exons. The coding region runs from base 53 to 5431 and encodes 1792 amino acids. Gene Ontology annotation, biological process: centriole replication; negative regulation of centriole replication; chromosome segregation. Gene Ontology annotation, molecular function: gamma-tubulin binding; transcription cis-regulatory region binding; calmodulin binding. Gene Ontology annotation, cellular component: pericentriolar material; mitotic spindle pole; perinuclear region of cytoplasm. The record is from RefSeq and is a predicted model, not a curated record.
AGUGCUCUCAAAUGUGUCAGAAGAAACAGUGUCUCCCACCCGAGCACGGAACAUGAAGGACUUUGAAAAUCAAAUCACUGAAUUGAAGAAAGAAAACUUUAACCUAAAGCUGCGCAUCUAUUUCCUUGAGGAAAGAAUGCAACAGGAAUUUCAUGGCCCCACCGAACAUAUCUACAAAACUAACAUUGAGCUCAAGGUGGAAGUAGAAAGUCUGAAGCGGGAACUCCAGGAGAGAGAGCGGCUGCUCAUCAAAGCCUCCAAAGCAGUUGAGAGCUUAGCUGAAGCUGGUGGCUCUGAAAUCCAGCGGGUAAAAGAAGAUGCUCGAAAGAAGGUGCAGCAGGUGGAAGAUCUCCUAACCAAAAGAAUACUCCUUUUAGAAAAGGAUGUGAAAGCCGCCCAAGCAGAACUGGAAAAGGCCUUUGCAGGGACAGAAACGGAGAAGGCUCUUCGGUUGAGUUUGGAAAGCAAGCUUUCAGAGAUGAAGAAGAUGCACAAGGGGGACUUGGCAAUGGCUCUGGUCCUGGAUGAGAAAGACAGACUGAUUGAGGAGUUGAAGCUGUCUUUGAAGAGCAAAGAAGCUUUAAUUCAGUGCCUUAAAGAGGAGAAAUCUCAGAUGGCAUCUCCUGAUGAGAAUGUGUCAUCUGGAGAGCUCCGAGGACUUUGUGCUGCUCCAAGGGAAGAAAAGGAGAGAGAAACUGAGGCUGCACAAAUGGAGCAUCAGAAGGAGAGAAACAGCUUUGAAGAGAGGAUCCAGGCACUUGAGGAGGACCUGAGAGAGAAGGAAAGAGAAAUUGCUACAGAGAAGAAAAAUAGUUUAAAGAGGGAUAAAGCCAUUCAGGGUUUAACCAUGGCAUUAAAAUCAAAGGAAAAAAAGGUUGAAGAACUUAACUCUGAAAUUGAAAAGCUCAGUGCUGCCUUUGCUAAAGCCAGAGAGGCCCUGCAGAAAGCACAGACCCAGGAAUUCCAGGGGUCUGAAGACUAUGAGGCUGCUCUAUCAGGAAAGGAAGCCCUUUUGGCUGAGCUGCGCUCACAAAACCUCACCAAGAGUGCAGAGAACCACAGACUGCGUAGAAGCAUUAAGAAGAUCACCCAGGAGCUGAGUGACUUGCAGCAGGAGAGGGAGAGACUGGAGAAGGACCUGGAGGAAGCCCAUCGAGAGAAGAGCAGAGGAGAUUGCACCAUCCGUGAUCUUAGAAAUGAGGUUGAAAAAUUACGCAAUGAAGUGAAUGAAAGAGAGAAAGCAAUGGAAAAUCGUUACAAGAAUCUUUUGAGUGAAAGCAGUAAAAAAUUGCACAAUCAAGAGCAAGUGAUCAAACAUCUAACAGAAAGUACCAAUCACAAGGACAUGUUACUUCAGAAAUUCAAUGAAAAAGAUCUGGAAGUAAUACAACAGAACCGCUAUUUAAUGACUGCAGAGGAUCUCGAGCUCAGGAGUGAAGGCUUAAUAACAGAAAAGUGCCCUUCUCAACAGUCACCAGGCAGCAAAACCAUCUUCUCUAAGGAAGAGAAACAAUCAUCAGACUAUCAAGAGCUGAUUCAGGUCUUAAAGAAAGAGCAGGACAUCUAUACCCAACUGGUCAAAUCUCUGCAGGAAUCAGACAGUAUCAACAACCUGCAGGCUGAGUUAAACAACAUUUUUGCCCUGCGGAAGCAACUGGAGCGGGAUGUGCUUUCAUAUCAGAAUUUGCGGAAGACCUUGGAGGAGCAGAUCAGCGAAAUUCGGAGGCGGGAAGAAGAAUCAUUUUCAUUUUAUAGUGAUCAAACAUCUUAUCUAAGUAUUUGCCUUGAAGAAAACAAUCGGUUUCAAGUGGAACAUUUUUCUCAAGAAGAACUUAAGAAAAAGGUCAGUGACCUCAUACAGCUAGUGAAGGAGCUGUAUACAGACAACCAGCAUCUGAAGAAAACCAUUUUUGAUCUCUCCUGCAUGGGUUUCCAGGGAAAUGGGUUUCCAGAUAGACUUGUGUCUACAGAACAAACAGAGCUUAUGGCUAGCAAGGAGGAUGAGGACACGAUCAAAAUUGGAGAGGAUGACGAGAAUAACUUCCUGAGUGACCAGCAUUUGCAGCAGAGUAAUGAGAUUAUGAAAGACCUUUCCAAAGGAGGCUGCAAAAAUGGAUACUUACGGCACACGGAACCUAAGAUUUUAGAAUCCGAUGGGGCCCACGCACCUGGCUGCCUAGAAGAAGGCGUGUUCAUAAACCUGCUUGCCCCUUUGUUCAAUGAGAAGGCCACGUUGUUACUGGAAUCCAGGCCAGACCUUCUGAAAGUGGUACGGGAACUGCUUCUGGGACAUCUGUGCUUGGCAGAGCAGGACGUUUCUGGAGAACACCUUGGUGGUAAAACAGAGAAGACACCCAAGCAAAAAGGUGAACUUGUCCAUUUUGUCCAAACCAACUCAUUUUCCAAGCCACAUGAUGAACUGAAGUUGUCUUGUGAGGCCCAGCUAGUAAAGGCAGGCGAAGUGCCCAAGGUGGAGCUGAAAGAUGCCUCAGUGCAGACUGUGGCCACGGAGGGCGACCUGCUCAGAUCCAAGCACGAAGCAGUGAGAGAGGCUUGGGAAGAGAAACCGAUCAACACUGCACUCAGAGCAGAGCAUCGGCCAGAGAACCUGCACGGGGUGCCUGGGUGGCAGGCUGCCCUCCUUUCCCUCCCUGGUGGGACCAAUAGAGAGGCUAAGAAGUCCCGCUUGCCAAUCCUAAUAAAACCAUCCCAGUCAUUAAGAAAUACGUAUCGUCUCCCUGCCACCCAGGAAGUGGUGAUGCAGCUGCAGAGCCAGAUCUUGGAGCUGCAGGGGGAGCUGAAGGAGUUUAAAACUUGUAAUAAGCAACUUCACCAAAAGUUAAUUCUGGCUGAAGCAAUGAUGGAGGGGAGGCCAGCGCCCGACAAAAUGUUGCUGAAUGGCUCUGAGAUUUGCCCACCUGAUGACCUUGCCAGCUUGCCAUCAUGCAAAGAAAAUCCUGAAGAUGCUCUGAGCCCAACUUCAGUAGCUACUUACUUGAGUUCCAAGAGUCAGCCUUCUGCUAAAGUCAGUGUGAUGGGGACUGAUCAGUCAGAGAGCACUGAUACCUCAAAUGAGACAGAAUACUUAAAACAGAAAAUCCAUGACUUGGAAACUGAGCUGGAAGGCUACCAGAAUUUCAUAUUUCAGCUUCAAAAGCACUCCCAGUGCAGUGAGGCCAUUAUUACAGUUUUGUGUGGGACGGAAGGGGCCCAGGAUGGCUUGAGCAAGCCCAAGAGUAGUUCUGAUGAGGAAGAAAUGGCCUUUUCAGGUUUGCACCAAGUACGAUAUGUGAAACACAUGAAAAUCCUCCAUCCGCUGGCCCCAGAGAUGAUUGAUGGCAGGAUGCUAGAGAACCUCAAACAGCAGCUGGAGGAACAGGAAUAUGAGCUGCAGAAGGAGCAGAAUUUGAACAUGGAACUUUUCAGUGAGAUCCAUAAUCUGCAGAAUAAGUUCAGAGAUCUCUCACCUUCCAGAUACGAUUCAUUAGUUCAGUCCCAAGCCAGGGAGCUCUCCCUUCAACGGCAGCAGAUUAAAGAUGGCCAUGGCAUCUGUGUCAUCUCCCGUCAACACAUGAACACCAUGAUUAAGGCAUUUGAGGAGUUGCUGCAGGCCAGCGACGUGGAUUACUGCGUGGCCGAGGGUUUCCAGGAACAGCUGAAUCAAUGUGCUGAGCUGCUGGAGAAAUUGGAAAAGCUAUUUCUCAACGGAAAGUCAGUUGGAGUGAAAAUGAACACCCAGAAUGAACUGAUGGAGAGGAUUGAGGAAGACAACUUAACCUACCAACAUCUUCUACCUGAAUCUCCUGAGCCUUCAGCCUCUCAUGUGCUCUCUGAUUAUGAAACGUCUGAAAAGUCCUUCUCACAAGACCAGAAGCAAGAUAAUGAGACGGAGAAGACUUCAGUUAUGGUGAACAAUUUUUCUCAAGACUUACUAAUGGAACACAUACAGGAAAUUCGAACUUUGAGAAAGCGUUUAGAAGAAUCUAUUAAAACAAAUGAUAAGCUACGGAAACAGUUGGAACGGCAAGGAUCUGAAUUUGAUCAAGGUUCUACAAACAUUUUUGCUUCUGGUUCAGAACUUCAUAGUUCUCUAACAUCAGAAAUUCAUUUCUUGAGGAAGCAGAACCAGGCCCUCAAUGCAAUGCUCAUUAAAGCAUCCAGAGAUAAACAGAAAGAGAAUGACAAAUUACGAGAGUCCCUCUCCAGGAAGACCGCGAGCCUGGAGCACCUUCAGCGGGAGUAUGCCAGUGUGAAGGAAGAAAAUGAAAGGCUGCAGAAGGAAGGCAGUGAGAAGGAGAGACACAACCAGCAGCUGAUCCAGGAGGUCUGCCGCAGUGGCCAGGAGCUGAGCAGGGUGCAAGAGGAGGUGAAGUUGAGGCAGCAGCUGCUCUCACAGAAUGACAAGCUAUUGCAGUCCCUCCGAGUGGAGCUGAAGGCGUAUGAGAAGCUGGAUGAAGAGCACAGGAGACUGAGAGAGGCCUCGGGAGAAGGCUGGAAGGGGCAGGAUCCUUUCAGGGACCUGCGCAGCCUCCUGAUGGAGAUCCAGGCUCUGCGGUUGCAACUGGAAAGGAGCAUUGAAACCAGCAGCACUCUGCAGAGCAGCCUCGAGGAACAGCUGGCAAGGGGGGCAGAGAAAGCACAGGAAGGAGCCCUCACUCUGGCCAUCCAAGCCCUGUCCAUCCCUGAGGUGCCCCUUCAGCCUGACAAACACGAUGGUGACAAAGAUCCCAUGGAAAGUGAUAAUUCAUUUGAUCUGUUUGAUUCCUCCCAGGCAGUGACACCAAAAUCAGUUUCAGAGACUCUUCCACUCUCUGAGAAUGACACGGACUCCCUCUCCUGUGACAGUGGCAGCUCGGCAACUAGCACUCCGUGUGUGUCCCGCCUGGUCGCUGGCCACCGCCUGUGGGCCAGCAAGAACGGCCGCCACGUCCUGGGCCUGAUUGAGGACUAUGAGGCCCUGCUCAAACAGAUCGGCCAGGGACAGAGGCUCCUUGCCGAAAUGGACAUUCAAACCCAAGAGGCUCCCAGCUCCACAAGUCAAGAGCUGGGAACAAAGGGUCCACACCCAGCACCACUGAGCAAGUUUGUGAGCAGCGUGAGCACAGCCAAGCUGACCCUGGAAGAGGCCUCCAGGCGGCUGAAACUUCUCUGGAGAGUCUCAGUCUCCGAAGAUGGCCAGUGCCCCCUUCACUGUGAGCAGAUUGGAGAAAUGAAGGCAGAGGUCACCAAACUACAUAAAAAAUUGUUUGAACAAGAAAAGAAGUUGCAAAACACCAUGAAGCUUUUGCAGCUGAGCAAGCGCCAGGAAAAAGUCAUCUUUGAUCAGUUGGUCGUAACCCACAAAAUCCUUCGGAAGGCCAGAGGAAACCUGGAGCUUAGGCCCGGGGGAGCCCAUCCAGGAACAUGCAGUCCCAGCAGACCAGGCUCCUGAGAAGAACUUGCAGCCAAUAAAGCUUGUGCUUCCCCACUGAGCUCACGCUGUCUCUUUGUUCCAAGUGUGGUUCCUAUUUAUUGAGGAAGAAAGAGCUGUCUGGCCAAAGGAAAUCUUUUUUUUUCCCUUCAUGUUUUCUCUCUGAAAGUUGGCUUGAGAGUUGUUGUCAGAAAGGUGCGGGUGCUCCACAAACGGGUGGUAAAAAGGCCUCGAGCUCUUGGAUGUCGCAUUUCACAUCUGGGGCAGGCACCGGAACUGAGGCUGUGCGCCUUGGUGGGCUUCACGUCUUCCCCUGGAUUUGCUUAGUACUCAGCCAGUGCCGCAGUUUGAAGAUUCUCAUUAAAUGAUUCAUUUCAUUUCA